Messenger RNA from Mangifera indica (mango), 744 nucleotides. Its product is annotated as cyclic nucleotide-gated ion channel 1-like. Bases 1 to 744 code for a protein of 247 amino acids. The record is from RefSeq and is a predicted model, not a curated record. The transcript is spliced from 4 exons. Lineage: Eukaryota; Viridiplantae; Streptophyta; Magnoliopsida; Sapindales; Anacardiaceae.
AUGGCCAUCGAAAGAGAAACUGAAUGCUGGAAGAAUGCCUGCAGAAAUCAUACUGAAUGCAGUAAUGAGUCUUUCUACUGCAGUGGCAAAUUAAGAGACUACACAUUUCCAGAUGGAACCUGCCCAACGAAAAAACUAAAUCAUACAAUCUAUGAUUUUGGAAUUUUUCCUGAUGCUCUUCAGUCCGGUGUUGUGGAAGUGACUAAUUUUCCGCAGAAGUUUUUGCAUUGUUUUCUACGGGGCUUGCAAAAUCUCAGAGUGAAGGAGAUGAGACUUGAAACACUAAAGAUUGGGGAUUUGAUGCUCCUACAAAAGCUUCCUAAAAAUCUCCAACAACAGGCUAGGAAAUAUCAGCGAUUCAUAUGGCGAAAGAACAAAGAUGACGGUGUAGAAUUUUUGUUUAGUCAUCUCCCCAAUACUCUUGCAAGGAACAUUAAUCGAGAGCUAUACUUGAAGCUACUCAAGAAAGUACGAGAGUUUAAGAUGUUAAAUGAAGAAAGGUUGGAAGCAUUGUGUGAUAAUGGUAUAACUGGCUUUGCAAGCACUGAUCAUAGCAGAGAUGAUGAUAAUAGCAUAAGCAAAAAGGAUGAUCUGGUAGAUUGUGAUUUCUAUGGAGAACUUAUCGCAUGGGCUCUAGAUGGCCAUAUAUCAACAAGUAUCCCCUUGUCAAGAAGAUCUGUUAAAUCACUUACAAAUGUUGAAGCAUUUGCUCUUAUGGCCUAUGAACUGAAACAUGGUUCCUAG